Molecule: messenger RNA, 3634 nt
Organism: Micropterus dolomieu (smallmouth bass)
Lineage: Eukaryota; Metazoa; Chordata; Actinopteri; Centrarchiformes; Centrarchidae
Gene: ncoa5
Product: nuclear receptor coactivator 5
Exons: 12
Coding region: 297-2216 (639 amino acids)
Biological process (GO): regulation of signal transduction
Cellular component (GO): nucleoplasm
Molecular function (GO): RNA binding
Source: RefSeq, a predicted model, not a curated record
AGAAGUCGCAGCCAGCUGCCGUAUAUUAAGUGAAAGAAGAAGAACGUCUCGGUGAGAAGAUAGCGAAGUCGUCAGGAGCUGCCCGUGGCCUUGAGAGACUGUAAACGGAGGUGAAAUCCACGUGAAGACGCGUCUUGUUUUUGAAUUUGUGGACACAGAAUCCAGGGCAUCCAGGUUCAAGUUAAGGAUCGUGGACGACAAUUUUUAGAAGCUUAUUAGCAAACAAUCCAACCAUUUUUUUUUUCAAGCAUUUGAGCCACACGAAGAAAGAAACCAGUAAACCUUGGGAUCGUGUCAUGUCUCGCCGAAGAAGCCGCAGCGCAUCACCAGGGCGUUAUUCACGCUCCUGCAGCAGCAAUGAUCCUAGAGAUUUGGAGAGACGGAUUUUUGUUGGGAAUUUGCCGACAUCCGACAUGGAAAAGAAGGAUAUGGAAGACCUGUUCAGCCCAUAUGGGAAGAUAGUCGGCGUAUCCAUGUUUCGUGGGUUUGGAUUUGUACAAUUUGAACGCGUUGAGGAAGCCGAAGCUGCAAAGGCGGCCCAACAGGGUCGAAUAUAUAAAGGUUAUAAAAUAGAUGUAAAUAUGGCAGUGGAGCGACGGCAAGCUAAACCUCAAUCCCAGCAGAGCCCUUCACGAAGGGCCCCGUAUAGCAGCUACGGGGAUAGCAAAGACCUGCGGCCUCGGUCACGUUCACCUGCUUAUGGGCGUGAAGGUCGUGAGCCUAGGGACGCCCGUGAUGGACGUGAGCCCCGGGACAGCCGUGAUGGGAGGGACUCGGGUAGAGAGCCUAGACCGGCUGGCCACUCUCGUGACCAUGAUUACCGGUACCGUAGCUCAGAGAGCAGAGACAAGGACCCGCGGGAACCUGCAUACAGCAGAGAUGAUUAUGACCGAUACUACCGCAGUGGUAGUGCUGCUGAAGAAUAUUACCGAAGGAAGGAUGAACCCUACAGGGACCCAUACAGAGAUCCCUGGAACGGACGCCGUGAGCCAGAGGUCCCCUUGAAUCCCUCAGCUGUAGAUGAUCGUGCUCGACCAGAGGAGCGUAGGCGUAAUGAAUUGUAUAGACAGUACUAUGAAGAACUCCAACGGCGCUACGACACUGACCGUCCUGUUGACUGCUCUGUGAUUGUUGUCAACAAGGCACAAAAUAGGGAGUAUGCUGAGACAGUCGGGCGGAAAGUCCGUGAUCUGGGCAUGGUGGUGGAUCUGAUCUUCCUCAACACAGAAGUGUCACUAACCCAGGCACUGGAGGAUGUAGGCCGAGCCCGCACUCCCUUUGCCAUCAUCAUUACCCAGCAGCACCAGGUCCACCGGUCCUGCACUGUCAACAUCUUGUUCGGGACACCGCAAGAGCAUCGAAACAUGCCAAUGCAGGAUGCCAUGAUGCUGGUUGCCCACAACUAUGACGCCUACAAAGUUGAAAACCGUGAAAAAGAACGUGAGGAGAUUGCCAGAAAGGCUGCCAAGAUGGCGGACGAUGUGUUACUCAGGGAGCCUGACAGAGAGAGCCACCCUAUUUCUGUGCUCACUGCCAUCACGCUGUUGUCUGAAAACAGAUUUGUAACCCCAGAGGAACUGGAUGCACUUCUUGCGUACCUGAAGGACAAAAGAGCCCGACUGCUACGAAGCGCUGCAGACCCUCUUGCAGCUGCAGUCCAUUCUGCGGUUCCUGCAGCAGCCCACCAUGAUGUUCCGCCCACAGCUGCAGGACUGCCUGCUCCAUCCCAUUCUACUCACACACCCCCACAGUCCAGCCACCUCGGCCUGUCAGCGGGUUCAAGUGUCUCAGCUAACCCCAAUCAUCAGCAGGAGCUGCAGGCUAAAAUCCUCAGCCUGUUCAACAGUGGCACAGGGGCGUCAACAGGCACUGGAGGCCUGCCUGUCACCUCUCAGUCACAGUCCUACGGCCCCCCUUCCCAGAACCCACCCCGCCCAACCAUGCCUGGCCUUCCUCCAUCUGGAUCCCAGGGUUAUGGUGCCCCACCACCUCUUGGCCGCAUGCCACUUGUACCAGGCGGUCAAAGACCUCCCGGCUCUGCUUCAGGUAUCAAUUUUGACAACCCAAGUGUACAGAAAGCUCUGGACACCCUCAUUCAGAGCGGACCAUCUCUCAACCACCUGGUGGGAACUGGCGCCUCUCAGCAGCCACCACCCAGGCAGGCACCCAGCAUGGGCCAGGCCCCGCCUAUGUCCAUGUAUCCCCGACAUUACUGAUGGAUUGUAGUGAAUUAAUUAUUCUCCUAAUGUGAGGUCCACCUCUGCCUCUGACACACACUCUGUGCGGUGAAUUUACCAGCUGUGUAUAGGUAGACUGUAGGGGUGUUUUGUAAAAUCUUAAGUUUUUAUUUUUUUUCUGGGUAUUGUGCUCAGUUUGUUAAAUUUGACAACUUGUCCGGAUUUCCUAAUGUUCUGUAUUUUCAAUUAUUAGCCAGAAGAUAAUAAAUCAUUCUUCUUGCAUGUGAUUUAAACUGUGAGGUGUGUCAAGUACAGUGUAAUUUGGUUAUGAUGGACUCCUUAGUUAUUUUUCCAACCAUGAUCUGUUGUGUGUUUUAUAGUUUUCCAAAGUGUCUUUUUAAUUUGUAACAUUUUCAUUGUCAAAACAAGACAUGAUUUAAAAAUUCAAGACACAAUUGCUGUAAUAAAAUGGUAUUGGUUUAUUGCAUUUUGUGCUGACAAAUCUAUAAAAUGGAACGGGUAUCGCCAGAAGCUAUAGAUAUAAGCAUUUGAAAUGUAAGAUAAAACUACUUUUUCCUCUUUUUAAUGUACCAUGAAACACAAUAGAGAAUACAUGUUUGUUUUUUUUACUUUAGAAUAUUUAACUUACACUGACACAAAAGAAACACCUCCACACUAACUGUAUUUGAUUUAUUUACACAUAGCCCCCUCCCACCCCGCCCCCAGCAGUUACAAGUGCACAUGUACACACAUACACACUCCCACAGAACUGAAAGGAACACACUACGGCUUUACCAUAAGACUAGGUACAGUAUCAAGGAAGAGUAAUGAACAGUUCUGAAUAGGGGGGGGGGGGGAACACAAUUUCAUAUUACUAAAAUUUGAUACAGGUGUGUCUUUGUGUGUGUGUGUGUAUGUAUAUAUAUAUAUAUAUAUAUACGAUACAUCCAUUAAAGUUUUCAAGCAUCCAUACAAAAAUUUUCCCCACAACUCCAGUGAAUUAAAAACAAACGUGGACAUUCCUCGAGAGGGGAGGUACUGGUUAAAUAAAAUACUGUUUUUUCAAGGGCCAUAAAGUGUUGAAAGGAUAAGACAUUUUGGAAAAUAGCUUAUUUCCAUGAGGUAUGUAAGAAGAUCAUUCCAGUCAUUUAUGAAUAUGAAGCUAAUGCUUAGCACAAUGACUGGACAGGUCAAAACUGCAGGCCUGGCUCUGUCCAAAGGUAAAAGUAGGAACUUCCUGGAGUCUCCGCUUGUUGCAUGGCAUGGCCUUAUGUUAUUUUUACACUUCAGUGUUUUUACGGAUUAACCCAAAUAAAUAUGUGUCUUAAGAGGCAGAGCCAGGCUACCCCCCCCCCCCCCCUGCCAGUCUUUGUGCUAACUUUUGGCCAGAAAUUUCACCAAAAAUGUAGAUUGUUUUGGUUGUCUGAAUUUCAACAAUAAAAUACCUGUUUUGGUCA